UAAUGUCAGAUUGAAAGAUCCAGUUUGUGAAUAUAACAAAUGUUAAUGUGCAACAUAUGCAAGAUACACGUUUUGUUUGAAGGAAUUGUUAUUUUAUCAAUAAAAAUAUAAUGGCAUUUGAAAUUUGAUAUGUUCUCUACGUAGUAAAUUUAAUCAUUUGACAUGAGUGCUGACCAGGUAUUGUGUGCCUUGACGCCCAGCCAGGUUUCUCCACUGCAACUAGGACAACAUACUCCAAAUAGAUCAACUAUAUUUAACGAAAAUACUCCGACCAUUAAUUCAUACAAAGAAGCAGAUUCUUCGCUGGUAAUUGAUGAACCUCAUACUCCAUCAUCUACAUCAAAAGGUGUAGGCACUCCACAUAAUGCUUUAACACAUCAAACCCCUACUACGUGUGCAUUAGUUGAAGCUAAAAGUAACAUAAUUUUACAAAAUUGUGUAUCAACAGUAAAUUUAGGCUGUGAAUUGAAUUUGAAAGACAUUUAUCGACGUACUCGCAACACAGAGUAUAAUCCUAGUAGAUUUUCUGGGGUUGUAAUGAGAAUUAUAGAACCGAAGUGCACAGCUUUAAUAUUUCGAACUGGGAAACUAGUAUGCACAGGUGGAAGAAAUGAAGCUUCAAAUAAUAUUGGAGCUAGGAAAAUGGCUCGUAUUAUACAGAAGUUAGGAUUUAAUGUCCGGUUUUUAGACUUCAAAAUACAAAACUUGGUGGCAACAGUAGAUCUCAGAUUUCCUAUUCGUCUAGAGAAUUUGCAUGAAGUCCAUGCACAGUUCUGCAGCUAUGAACCUGAGCUGUUUCCUGGAUUGAUUUACAGAUUAGUAAGGCCGAGAGUUGUACUUUUAAUAUUUGUCACAGGAAAGAUAGUUUUUACAGGUGCUAAAACUCGAUCAGAUUUAGCUGAAGCCUUGGAAGUAAUUUAUCCUGUAUUAAUAAGUUUCAAGAAAAAGUAGUUUCACAAAUUAUUU
Molecule: messenger RNA, 966 nt
Organism: Ctenocephalides felis (cat flea)
Lineage: Eukaryota; Metazoa; Arthropoda; Insecta; Siphonaptera; Pulicidae
Product: TBP-related factor
Exons: 5
Coding region: 163-951 (262 amino acids)
Biological process (GO): DNA-templated transcription initiation
Molecular function (GO): RNA polymerase II general transcription initiation factor activity; DNA binding
Source: RefSeq, a predicted model, not a curated record